Bipolaris oryzae ATCC 44560 is the source of this 318-nucleotide messenger RNA. RefSeq lists its product as uncharacterized. The record is from RefSeq and is a predicted model, not a curated record. Bases 1 to 318 code for a protein of 105 amino acids. The transcript has a single exon. Lineage: Eukaryota; Fungi; Ascomycota; Dothideomycetes; Pleosporales; Pleosporaceae.
AUGUGCACAACAUACCAAACACAUUACACACGCUGUGAGCGCAAAGGGUAUGGGCGCGGGCUCAAAGGUGACCUUCCCUGCACAGACGAAUAUAUGGAUGAAUGCAGGAAUGCACAAAAGAUCGAUGAGACUUGUGCGGCGCCCACUAUCAAAUGUAGAUGGAUUGAUUUCGAGUGCGGAAAACACGGAGGGCCGAGUCCAUGUGAGAGAGAAAAAAUGAUUAAAGAGAGGAAGGGACAGGGAAAGGAGGAAGGGACGUGGGUGAAGAAGAAGGAUAUGAGAAGUGAGUGUGAUGCGAUGUUUUGUACAAUACAGUAG